Molecule: messenger RNA, 1329 nt
Organism: Thamnophis sirtalis
Lineage: Eukaryota; Metazoa; Chordata; Lepidosauria; Squamata; Natricidae
Source: RefSeq, a predicted model, not a curated record
GGAGAAUUCCUCCUCUCCAGUGGAGUCUAUGGAUUGUAUGGAUACUGUGGAAGAACAGAGAGUUCAUAGCCCUCCAGCAUCAUUAGUUCCCAGAAUCCAUGUAAUUCUGGCACAGAAACUUCAGCACAUAAAUCCAUUGUUGCCUGCUUGCCUUAAUGAAGAAGAAAGCAAGAGCUAUGCAAGAAGAGAUGUCCUUCCUCUAGGAAAAUUCACCCUGAAUUUAAGUGGCUGUCCAAGAAACAGUGUCUUCACAGAGCAUGUAUACCGUAUUAUUCAGCAGCUUGUUCCUGCAUCGUAUCGCCUAGAGAUGACUAUAGAGAAUAUGAACAGCUUAAAAUUUAACCCACACAAGGACUACACAGCUAACCGCUUAGUCAGUGGAAUAUUACAGUUGGCCAACAGUACCUCUCUUGUCAUAGAUGAAACCCUGCUAGAGCAAGGACAGCUUGACACAAAAGGUGUGCACAAUGUGAAAGCACUGGGCCACUUGAUAACUUGGCAGAAGGUGGAUUAUGACUUCAGUUACCAUCAGAUGGAAUUUCCAUGCAACAUUAAUGUCCUUAUCACUUCAGAGGGCAGAUCACUCCUACCGUCAGAUUGCCAAGUCCAUCUACAGCCAGAGCUCCUUCCCCCUAAUAUGGAGGAGCACAUGCACAGCCUUCUCACAGCUGUGCUGCCAUCAAUCCUCAACAAGUUCCGCAUCUAUCUAAGCUUGUUGAGACUGCUGGAUUAUAGCAUAUCGGAUGAAGUCACAAAGGCAGUAGAAGAUGAUUUUGUAGAAAUGCGUAAAAACGAUCCUGAGAGUAUAACAGCAGACGAUCUUCACAGAACUCUACUGGUAGCAAGGUUCCUUUCUCUCAGUGCUGGGCAGACAACACUAUCAAGAGAGAGGUGGCUAAGAGCAAAACAAUUGGAGGCACUACGUAAAGCCAGAUUACAGCCACAAAAAUCUGUAAAUGGAAAUGAACUUUAGGACAACAGUACCAUGUUUAUAAGACUGUAAACAUGCCUAACAUUUGUAGAGCUGAUAUGAACAGAGCAUAUGUUUAUACCGGGUUUUGUAGAUAAUUUAUAUCAAAGUUAUGGCUCUUUUCUCAAAUGAACCAGAUUUAUGGUGUUCAGCAGAUUAACACUGAUAAAUUUUGGUGCUUGUUUUGUAACCAAAUUAGCAACUAUGGAAAAUCUGUUUGAUAUUAAAGAGUUACUAUAAAAAUGAUGUCACACUUUUAUUAAGAAUCAGUAACAGAUAAACACUUUAUGGCAUUAAAACACACCAGAUUUUAAUGGGAUUGGUCUGAAAGGCAUAAUAAAAAGUAUAAUUUGUUGAAA